This is a messenger RNA of Maylandia zebra (zebra mbuna), 1501 nucleotides long. RefSeq names its product C2 calcium dependent domain containing 4A (gene c2cd4a). The record is from RefSeq and is a predicted model, not a curated record. Lineage: Eukaryota; Metazoa; Chordata; Actinopteri; Cichliformes; Cichlidae.
CAUCUGCUGUCAAGAGAGCCCUUACAACUUCUCUAUCUUUCAGCACCUUACUGGAGCUUUUGUCCUUUUUUGGGAUAAUAUUGUGGAUUAUCCAUAGCCCCAGAAUAUAAGAGUUUUGGAUUUCUACCAGAGGACCCAUGUGGAUGGUGGAGAGGAUCCGCAUGUCAGUGGAGAGAACUAGCCUGCCUACCUUGACAGCAGAACUCAGCUAUAAACUUGGUGACAUCAUGCUGGGAGAAAAGGCUGACAAAUCCAAACGGAUUUCUCUUUGUCCUAAUAUCAUCACCCCUGACAACAUCCCAGAAUUCUGCAUUCCCCCAACGAUCCUGUCCUUGCAGGAGAAGAACACGGAGCAAAGCCGAGCAGCUCGCAUUAUGAAGGUGCCUCCAGGUGAAGGACCCAGCCCUGAGACGGAGAUGACGUUUCAUGAGCCGUUCAACCAACACAUUAUUCAGGUAGAAAGUGUGGAUGAGAGCCCCUACGAUGGCUGCAGUGAUGAAGAGAGCACCAAUGCAGACCCUCAGAGCCAGGCUGCCUUAUCGCUUCCACACUUAGCCAAAACCCAGACCAGCUAUGGCUUUUGCACUUUACUAGAGAGCCCCCACACAAGAAGAAAGGAGUCAAUUUUCCAUUCUGAUCCAGGCUCUUCUCCCCUGCUGCUGCCCAGAAGUCGAUCCAGCAUGUGUUCCAAACUCACCCCCUCCACCUCGCCCUCCUCCUCUCCUUCCUCCUUCAGCCUUAACAGCCUGACCUCCAGGCUUUCCCCAAGAGGCUACACCCUAAACUGGCAGACCACUCUAGACAGUGAUACCACUUCCUCUACUGAAUCCUCUCCUUUCAGCUCGCCGCUGCUGGCCAGGUGCCCUGCCAAGUCUUCCCUCUUCAAAGCGCUGAGCCAUGAACUGCUGUUGUCAAGGAACAUAAGGAAAGCAAUGGUGUCUAGGAACAAUUCCCUGUCCACAGAUGAAGGCAGCUCCACCGACAACAGCCCCAAUGUCAUGAGGAGGGCAUCAGAGGGGUUGGCUGAAGGGCUGCCCAGCAACUACAGCCUGGCACCACCCACCAUUUUCCCCAUGGACUUGAUUCUGCAUAGAGAGAGGGUCAUGAAGGAAAAAAUGGUGCCCAUUGGAAAAGAGGGCAGUCUGAGACUCUCAGCAGAAUACUGUCCAGAUAACCGAAGACUGCGAGUUCGACUCAUCAGUGCAGAGGGCCUUUAUCCUCUGUCUGUAGACCCCAAGAUUAUCAACUGUAGUGUCAGCCUGUCUCUGAUUCCCGGAAAAAUCCAGAAGCAACGCAGCACUGUCAUCAGAAAGAGCCGUAAUCCGAUCUUCAAUGAGGAUUUCUUCUUUGAUGGUAUCUCAGAGGAAGACCUCAGCCAGCGGUCCCUUCGCUUUAAAGUCGUGAACAAAAUGUCCACUCUGAAAAGAGACUAUCUGCUUGGUGAUUGUGAUUUGCCUCUUUCAAGCAUUGUAACCUUAUAAAGUGAAGUACUUUGGCAGUU